Messenger RNA from Dermacentor silvarum, 7491 nucleotides. RefSeq names its product condensin complex subunit 3-like (gene Cap-G). Gene Ontology annotation, biological process: mitotic chromosome condensation. The record is from RefSeq and is a predicted model, not a curated record. Gene Ontology annotation, cellular component: cytoplasm; condensin complex; condensed chromosome. Lineage: Eukaryota; Metazoa; Arthropoda; Arachnida; Ixodida; Ixodidae.
AGUAGCUGCUAACUCAGUGCGCGCGCUGUCUUUACGGAUAAAUAAAUUAAUUUUGCUAUAAAAUGCACUGUUGUUAUCGUUCUUGACAAUAUUUGAAUCACAGUAGUGCUAAUCUUUCCGCAAGUUGGCGUAACAAUCGCGGGCGUAAGCGCGCCAACGGACAACGCGAACGACAACGGCCAAGAAAGUGCGAGGGAUGUGUUUCGUAUCCAUUUGUGCGUGUUUUACCUGGUUACAUUGAGUUAACAGUUUGCAAACGAAUAUCAACUUCGUCCGGAAAACUAUUCUACCGUUCAGAUUUCCGCAGUGACUCAAGAUGGAUGUGACAUCAAUGACAACGCUGCGUGACGUUUUAACCGUCUGCCAGGACAGGCCGAACGCAUUUGAAAGAGGACUGGAAGUUGCCCGAAAAGUGUACAGUGACACACCUUUCGACGAAUUCUUCAAGGAACUCGUAUUGUGUCUGCAGGUCAUUAUUCCUAACACCGACAGUGGCGAGUACGUUGAACGUCUUCUAGACUUCACUGCCCGUUUCGUCGCCUCGCCGACUGCUCCAAGAGAAGCCGAUGACACUCUUGUGAAAAAUGAACUUUUGGAGCCUAUCCUCCGUAAUGUGCUGGAGUGGAGCGGAAGCGGCAAAAAAGUUAUCCGCGAGAGAUGCUGCCUUUUCGUCGAGUUGUUGCUCGGCUACGUUACGGACGACAGCGUUAUUGAAGACAAACUAUUCGAGGAAAUUGAAAGCGCGAUGCUGACAAGGCUCCGCGACCGCAUCGGAAGCGUUCGCAGUCGCGCUGUUGGCGCCUUGUCAAGGCUUCAGGACCCCAGUGACCACAAGUGCAAAAUUGUGGAGAACUUCCUGUUCCACGUCGAAGCUGACCCCUCCGCAGACGUCCGAAUGGCUGUCGUUAGCCACAUGGUUCCGUCUUCACGUACACUGGCGGCACUGGUCGAGCGGUCGAGGGACACGAGAGAAGCAGUCCGGAAGCGUGCAUACGAGCGCAUCGCAGAGAAGGUGCCGGUGAGGUAUCUAAAGAUAAAACAGAGGACGGAGCUUCUAGACAGUGGCCUCAAUGAUCCGUCGAAUGGAGUCAGACAGGUUGUCGUAGCAAACUUAAUCCCUGCUUGGCUCAAGCAUUGUCAGGACAGCGUUGCGGACCUGAUAAAGCUUCUCGAUGUCCAUGGAUCAGAGAAAGUCGUCGAAGCACUUCUGAAUGCAUUACUCAAGACACAUGGCAUUGAAAUGUUCAUCAAGGACAUCAAGCAGCGCUUACUUGGCCAGGACAAGCUCAUUCCAGAGGACAAACUUAGCUGUGAAGGCACACUGUACUGGCGGAUUCUUGUGCAGACUCUUCGAGCUCAGGGGUCGUCUGAAUCAGAGUCACGCUUAGAUGAAAUCUUCCCAGACCUGACGGUGUACUGCGGGUUUGUUUCAAAGUAUGUGCUGUCCUUUAGUACGGAGUGGGAAGCACUCCGUCAGCUUGACCAUCAGUUUGUUUCACAGCAGCUCAUACUACUGUUGAAGUCUGCUGACCUUGGUGACACUGCUGGGAGAGAGCGCCUUCUUGAGACUGUUCGGAGAUUGCUGCUCUCAACGAAGGUAGGUUCACUGCAGAUACCUCACUUGAUGAAGCUGAUCCGGUACAUUCACCCAGAGCCACAUGAUACACUGCAAGAAGUUGAAGCGUUGCUACCUGAAAUCCAGGCACCUCUAGCAGCCACUCAAGGCUUCCAAAUGCAAGAAGCAACACAGAAGGAGCCUGCAUUAGACAUGCUGAUUGCCAAGAUUAAAGUGCAGUUGAACAUACUGAGAGAGGACCUCUCAACUUGUAUUGAAGAGGAAAACUUUGAUGCGGCUAAAGAGACUAAAAAGAAGAUUACCAAACUGGAGGGUGAACUCUCCAGCCACCAGUCUAAAUUGGCAGAGCUGUCGGCUGAGCCAAAGGAAAUUGAGUGUGAAAAGAGUGAAGCCAUCAUUCUAAAGUGCCUGAUACUGAUUGCUGAAAUGAUGGCAGUUACACCUCUCACAUCACUGACUCCGUUCCUUCAAACGUGCCUUGAGGACAUUAUUCUCCCCGGGAUUGUCAGGAUGGACAUGGCCAUCCGCAAGCAGGCAGUAAGAGCACUGUCCUACUGCUGCGUGCUGAACAAAGAUGUUGCAAUGCGAAACCUCAAGCUUCUCUUUGAGGUUGCUCUUGUGGACCAACCACAAAUUCAAAGUGUUGCCUUGGCUGGGGCUCUCGAUGUUCUUCUAACCUAUGGUCUAGAGACAUUCGACAGCAUGCUCAUAAGUGUGUUUGAAGGGGAGGAUGACGAUGAAAGUCCAAUACCAUGUAAAAUAUCAUCAAACCUACUGGUGGACUUCCUGACCAAGUGUACAGACAUGGAAGAGGAAAAUAUCAGGGCAGUGGCAGCAGAAGGUAUGGCCAAACUACAGCUCUAUGGUCAUAUAUGUUCUCCAACACUGAUGUCCGCAUUGAUAUUGCACUGGAUUAAUCCAGAUGCCGACAAGAACAGUCGAUUUCACCAAGUAUUGAGUGCCUUUAUGAAGACAUACUCACUAGGUGGGCCAAAAAAUACCCAGUGCUUUGAAGAAGCAUUUAUGCCCACAUUAGAUGCCAUAUUGACAGCACGCUCGCAAGACCCUCUAACUCAUCUUGACCCUGCUGAUGUCCUGAACUUCCUUGUUGAAGUAACUCUGCUGAGGUCACCAGAAAAUCCAUUUGAGUAUGCCUCUGACGAUGAAAUAACUGAACCGACACCACAUGAUCGUCUUGCUGAGCUACUUUGCCGAGAAGUGCUGAAGGACCCAGACUCGCCUGAUUCCUUCGUCUUUGUUAAAGCGCUGACCCUCCUGAGGCUUACCCAUAGGUGUGCCAUCUCAGACCUAAUGUCAGCGGUGCAUAAGAUAGAAAAGAGAGUGACAGCAAAGCGCACUAUUGUACUUGUGAAGAGGUUCAAGGAGAAGCUGCUGGCACUUUCACCUCCUGCGACAUUGAGUGAAACAGAUGAGAUGUCAUCCAUGAGUGUAGUCAUCGAGAGCACAACCUCAAACGAAAGUACCAUGCUUUCGGCUGCGAAGAAAAAACGUGCCCUUACUAGAAGGACAAUCCAUCAAGGUAGUGUCCUGGCAAGCCCUCCAAAUACAGAGUCAUCAGUGCAGCAAAUUUCUCAGGAACUCUUUUCAUCUAGCAUCAGCUCAUAAAACAGCAUUCUCAUUCUUUAUGUAUUUACAUUUUGUUUGUGUGUAUCUCAUAUUAAGAGCACUGCAGUUUGCAUGUGUGCUGAAGUUUACCAUCAAGUAUUUUUUAACCAUCUAGGAUUGCCCCUAAAUAUAGCUGCCCUUUUCAUAUGCACAAAGUUAUUGUGGCCACUAAGCUGGACUAAGUGCAAAAAAUACACUGUUCAGUGCACAAGACAAGGCAUCAUGUGCUCCAUGCUUGUAUUUGAAAUACCUUGUUUACCUAUGUGUGUUAUGUUAAUGCAGUGCUGUAAUUUUUUUUUUUUAUCGGUAUCCGGUAGGUUUACUGCUUGCUUUUGAAUAACUAAAGCUAGUUUCUUGCACUUUGCUUGUGCAUUCACUGUUUCUAAAGCUGUACACUAUAAUAAACUUGAACAGACAGCCUGCUACAUAUGGCAGAAUGUGGCAUGUGUGACCAAGUUAUUUCAUGAUGCAUCUUAGGUAUGCAUUUGAUAAUACCAAUUUGAUUAUCUGAAACUUGCCAUACCCAUUUCUUUAUGUUCAAGAUGGCUGUAAAGAUGACAUUUACAUUUUGCCAUUGAAUAUACUAUCACUGAACAUUUAAUUAUGAACGGCAAAAUGUGUGCCCGAAGCAUAAAUGAAGGUACAGUGCGUGCUUUAAGUCUGUCAUCAUCAGACAGACGUGCACAACCGGUUUGACCGUCAAAUGGGAGGAUGCUCACCCAGAUGCGAUAGAUUUGCUUCCAUCUUCUUUGAUUUUAAUUUUCUCUGUUUUAAAUAAAAUAAAACGAAAACGAGCAAAACUAUCGCAGUAGAGCAAACAUCCUAGCAUUCAGCGGCAAACUCGAUGUCCGUACACUGUACCUUCAUUUACGCUUCAGGCACGCGCUCCGCUGCUCACAUUUAGUUUUUUGCUUAUAGUACCAGCACUUCAUAUAUGUUAAGCUGGAUAAGUUGUACUUGGAAUAAUUGAACUUUGUCCCUUUUUUUGCAUGAAAUAUAUAGCAACAUUUGCAUACACUUGAGGCUGGUUCAUUCCUCGAAGGCAAGGAAGUGGCCCUCUGUUGUUCAAUUAUAAACAAGUUGGCUCGUGGCAUUAUGCUAAAGAAAAUCGAUUCUGACUAGUCACUUAUGCCCAUCACAAUGAAAUCUUGCUCUAGAAAACUGCCGAUAAUAGGGCAUUGUUCCCUUCCAUGUUAUUUACCGCUUUCUCUCAAAGCUUAGUUCAAUUUAAAUGAAACAGCAUAUUCUGGGUACAACAUUAGCAAGCGUGUUCAAUCAACUAUACUCUGUACUCUGUUUCUUGUUAGGCAGGCGGUGCUUCAGAAGCUAUGCAAGUAGUGUGGUCACAGAAGUCUCGCUCCGCACAUUUUGCAGAGGAAUUAUUUUUGACCUGCGAUGCUUUAAUAGAAAAUCAAAACUUCAUCCAUUACAACUACAACUUGUGAACAUUAGGUAAAUGAAAUGACAUAUUUUUGUACCUUUGUGCUUCCAGUAUGCAAGAGUUUGUCUUGGUUGUGAGCACAAGCAGUACACUGCGGCUGAUGGUCGCAGAAACAGUGUCGCUCCACUCAUUCGGUUGUAAAGAGAGUCGGAUCUGUGAUGCGUUCCAUACAACAAUUAUGUCACAUUUUUCUAUGUACGAGUAUGGGAUUUAAUGUUGGAUUGAAUUAUGCGACACAUCUAUAUGCGAUAUAUAAUUAUUUGGUCACAAGUGCGAGCAGUGAGAGAAGUCCCUCUAAACUAUGUAGCGUUGCCUGCUAUGUAGGAAACGGAGUAGACUUUACUAGGGAUGCUUGUGUGCAGCCUUCUGCGGCGAGUGCAGGAGCUCAUUGAUGAGUAUAUCUUUUGUUAAACAAUUGUAGCCAAUGAAAACACUGACGAGCUGUGCCUGGCACAUUGACACCACUGUACAAAGCCAGUGCUGCUUUGGAAACGUUUGUAAACAUUUAGCUACAUCUGCAUAAUUCAGACAUGCAUGCAGACCUGUCCAGUUAAAUUGGGGCUCUCCAACAUUUUUUGUACAUGGCAAGGAAAUGUUCACAAUCUGUAGACAAUGCUGCCCAUGAACAUGCGAGCCAAAUAUUAUUGCGCUGCAUGUAGCAAUCCCGUAAUAGGUUGCUCACUCUCCCCUGUGCUCGCCCUCUUGCCACUGUCAAUAAUGUCACAUACCUGCACAACAGCCCAUAUAUGCCAGCCAUUGGCCAACUGUUCAUGGCCAUGAAUUUUUUUCGUGAAGCUUACCCUGCGGCAUGAAUCAGUGAAUCACUCCAGAGCAAAAGCUCACAUGCACACCCCUUCACUCUUCUUGCCGAUAGGAAAGUGGUGGUUGUUAAGACAUUGUGCCCGUCGUCACUCUUAGGCGCCUUUGUCAGAUGCCAACCUUGAAGGGUUGUCAUAUGUGCACUGCGAUAAAAAAAAAAAAAGCAAUAGGCAGGGCAUUGCUAUCGGUGCUACUCCAGCCGAGAGGAAAGCCAUCUGUUCAGGCAGAAUGGAAAAGUAAGCAUUAUCUUCUUCAUAUGUCUGUUCUUAUUCGGUCCUCAAAAAUUUCUUGAAUAUAUUCAUUGAAAGACACUACACUUAUUCAGGUGUGUUUGACAGGUUUGAAUAAAGGCUGUUGCAAGGCUCUUCCACAUUACAAUGUGGAACUGGGCACCCAAAGUAGCUACAAAUACAGUAGUGAUAAAAUAAUGCAGACCCUACACACUGCAGGAAUUUGUUAUGCAAAGCAUGUUGCAGGUAGCUGGCUAUCCAGCAUUGUUUGGGGUUCUGCAAAGCAUUUCCAAGUGUCAUCCAUAGGUUUAUUCAAUUCAGUGAAGUUUCUCUGCACCUAUUAACGGUGCACUGCACUUAGGCCUUCAAUUCCCCGAGGUACAGCGCUGCACCUGCACCUCCGUGCUCGAUUGCACGGGUGCAAGGCAAGGUACUGCCAUGGUGCAGUAUACCCUUGAACCUUGCAGUGAUUGGGUGCAGCCUGGCACGCCAUAACUGGCACCUGCCUGCACCUUUUCAUUUGUGCCGUGCACCUUUUCUGAAUCAAACAAACCUCAUCUCGCACGUCAUGCAUAUUCUCAUAUAUAUCAAGUUGACAAUUACAAGCACAUGUCUAGUGGCCCAAAUCUCAUGCCUUGUCAUUCAUGUCAUGCAUACCCUGCUAUAUAUCCAGUUACCACGACAGCAUCACUCCACGAGCACAUACCUAGUGGCCCAAGCUAGUAAACAACUUGGGUUCACUGGAUCGGCUUAAGAGGCUAGAAAGAUAGAGUUGUGGAUACGGUGAGGUCGGUCAUACCUUCUUCAAUUUAUUCAUGUGUUCUGUGGCAGGGCAAGGCGUCCGAGGAGAAAUGAAGAGAAAACUGUGCCUAAGUUGCGGCCACAUCGUUCAGGAGCUGGCUUGGUUCACUAUGCAUGGCUCGCAUUCCCCACGAUAUUAUGGUAGUGGGGCUGCCACGUCCCCCAUCCAGAGUGAACUCGGAAGCAGGAGGACAAAGAAUGUGCGAACAAAAAGGAAAUAAAAGAAUGUGGUAAAGGUGCAGGGAAGUAAAUGGAGAAAGAAAAAUCAACAGAAAAUAAAUGCUGAGCUAACAAGAGUGCCUAUGUACAGAGUUUGUGCCAUGUGUACAGUUAUGCACUCUGACUAUUUAAAGUCUAUAUGUACAGGCACAGAGGCACGAAACUGGCCGAUGUCCAUAACCAACAAGGGCUGUUAUAGAGCAUCUGGUUAGGAAGGCAAGGUGUCAGGCUGAUACAGCAGGCUGCUUUGCAGCGAUCGAAGUAGAGGUGAACUGCUGUUGUGUGUGGGCAGUCUGGUUGAUGUAUGGAAAGCAGAUACAUGACUGCAGGAACACUGUGGAGUGCAUGUAGAAUCGGGCGGUAGUAGUCUCGAAAAAAUGGGUGUCACAUGCACAACUGAAGGUUCAGGUAAUUGACAAUGGCUGCUCUGCUUAGGACGAUGUCUUGGGUCACGUUUUGUGAAGGGCGUCCAACAAGUAUUCAGUCUCAAAGGUGGUCAGGACUGACUGUCGCGUGUUGGCCUAUUCACACAUACUUUGAGUGAGGUCUGACAAGGCAGAGUUGGAGGGAUGUCAGAUCCAGGGUUUGGUGGUGGCAGUGCAGCUGUUUUGAUGACACAAGAAGAGAGCCUGAAUGUGUGGACACUGCAUGUGAUCUCCGCUCAAGGGCAUGUAGCGUCGCUACCAACCACUGCAGCGAUGGAAGUGUCGGCGCAGUUGAUAUUGCUGGCAUGGACACGAGGCUAGUAGGCACUGUCGCUUUUGAGACGCUGGAGCUUA